AUGGAUCGUAACGAGAGCACAAACGAGGGCGGAAGCUCGCCGGACACGGUGAUCGCGCGCUCCUCGUCCGAAGAGGAGCGGAACAGGCUCGCGUGCAGCACUUCCGGCGAGUACGUGACCACCGUUGAUGACAGCAGCUCGAGUUUGGACACGGUGACCAGCGCCGGGACGACGAGGAACGUCGGCACGAAUGAUCCAGCGGCGACCGAUGACAAGAAAAGGGGAAGGUUCGACGCUUUAAAGAGCAGUUUCCGCAAGGAGGGAGGCCUGUUCAAGAUCAGGAGGAAGAACAGGCAGCUGGACGAGCCGGCUGCCGAGCCUGAGCCGGAUGUCGAGGAAAAAGAAACGGGUCGAAAGCGGAGCCCAGCGGAGGAGGACGAUGAUCGCAAGGCUGGCGCUAGUCCGUCAACGUCCUUGAAGAAGAAGAAGAAAAAGUCGCACUCUUUGGUACGCAAGCUGUCGUUGAACAAAUUUCGUCUGUCGACGGAGCAAGAGCCGAGGCACACGCCCGAAGGUGGUGACAGCAGCCGAUCGCAGAGCCAAUCGUCGCAGGAGUCGCCUAGUCUCUCGGACAGUCCGUCGAGGAUCGCGAGGAAGGGGCAGGAGAGGUUUGAGUGUGAGGCCAAGACGCCUCCGCGUGAUACCGCGUUACACCAGGUGGACGUAGAGAAGGGAGAGCCGAGAAAACUGGAGAAACCGACGGAGAAACUGGUGAGCACGGUGACCGUAGUGCAGCGCAAGUCGCCGUCGUUGACCAUCAGGAGCUUUUCUUCCAAGAAUCAGAACGAUUCCCAAUCAUCGGAGAAGUCUCCACGCCCGGAAGCUCGGUGCAGCUCGACGCUUCCGUACGCGAUUUCAAAAUGGCCGGAGCAGAACGCCGCGAGUGUAGCGUCUGCCGAGCCGCCUAGAAAGUCGAAGCUGAGCACAAAAUCCGAGUCCGAGUCGGCGAUAGCGAAGACCUCGCCUCACGAGGUCAGACGAAAAUUGUCCCUGCUCGAAGAGAAACGCGCGAUCUUCCAGCGUCGCUUGUUCGAGACGACCCGUGACAACGAUUCCGGCGAGACGGUGAUAGCCGUCAGCGUCGACGACGACGACAAGUCAACGGCGACGAAGGAGGCAGAGGCCCGAACGAAGGACGAGGGUCGAACGAAGAAGAGAGCCAGGCACAUAAGCGUGAAGAAGUUCGACACGUUCUCGACGUUCGAGGGCACGUUCGACGAGGAGACCGGCGUUGGAUAUUUGGCUGGUAUCGAGGAGGAUUACACAGAGAGUUACGACAGACAACACGACAGCUACGUGGCAACUAUGGGGCCGAUGAUGGGCGAUUCCGCGGAGAAGAGCAAGGUCGUCAGCCAGGACAGCAUGUCGUCACUGAACAAUUCGCCGAAUGCCGGAGUAGGCGAGAAACGAGAACACUUGUAUAAAAUCCUGGUGAUCGGCGAGCUGGGCGCCGGCAAGACGUCCAUCAUCAAGAGAUACGUGCAUCAAUUUUUCUCGCAGCAUUAUCGCGCGACGAUUGGCGUCGACUUCGCAUUGAAAGUAUUGAACUGGGACCCGCACACGAUUAUAAGGCUACAACUAUGGGACAUCGCAGGCCAAGAAAGAUUUGGAAACAUGACGCGGGUAUACUACAAGGAGGCAGUUGGCGCGUUCAUAGUGUUCGACGUGACGAGAAGUGCCACGUUAGACGCAGUGGUGAAAUGGAAACAAGAUUUGGACUCGAAAGUCCAGCUUCCUGACGGCUCGCCGAUACCCUGUGUACUUCUGGCGAACAAAUGUGACCAGCAGAAGGAAGGCCUGGUGAACACGCCAGCGAAAAUGGACGAAUACUGUAAAGAGAAGAAUUUCGCCGGCUGGUUCGAGACGUCAGCCAAGGAAAAUAUCAAUAUUGAGGAGGCUGCGAAAUUUCUCGUCAACAAAAUACUUCAGAAUGACCAGCUGAUGAAGGGAAACGGCUCUCAGGAUCAGACAGACGGCGAGCGAUUCGCGCUGAAUCAGUCGCCGACGAGUUCAAAGAAAUCCUGCUCCUGCUGACGAAUCGGUAACCAAUCGAUAGCAGGAUCGUCCGGUCUGUUAUCGCGGUCCUGCCAUCACCGUUUAACCACCACCGGUGCCAUGACACAAGAGUGCAGUCCAGUCGUCGUUGUCGUUGGAUCGUGUGACCAGUUCCCUCCCCAUGAAACGAACUUUAACAAUCAUCUUCUUCUUGUCGAUCGAGCUCUUUUACAGAGAUCUCGACGAUUCGCCGCGUGUCGUUAAUUGUUGCUGGCUGAGAGGUCAUGAAACUUGAACGAUCUAUGUAUUGUAAAUUUAUACGCGUAUUUAUGGGAGAUUCGGUGAAGUUUGUUGGGGACGAUGAAGCUCGGAAUGCUGAACAGAGAUGAAAAUAUUGCGUUAGAAUUAAACGAGAGCGGUGAGAAUAAGUUAAUCUUCUGUAAUUUAAGAGUUACAGGAACAUAUUGAACGAUUGAUAAUAAAAGGCUGAAAGUUCUUGUCAACGAACGUGUUAAUUAAUUAGCAUUCUUUAUUUUAAUACACGUUGUCGUUGAUGAGAAUCUUGCAGUUUUCAUCGUUCGAUAAUGAAGAAGUACGAACAUCACUGUGAGUGUAUUCAAAGCUUGGAAAUAUUUAUCGCCAUUGUUUUCCAUCAAUACGUCAUUAUAUAUGUACCGAGCGAAUUCGUAAUAAUAUUAAUCAAUAAUACACAUAUGUAGUAUGUAAUUAUUAUGUAAGAAUUAUCAAUUGCCAGAUUUCAGAUUCUAGCAAGUCACUAAUCAUCGACUAAUAAUUCUUAUCUUUUGCAAAAGUGAACAACUGGAGGAUUAAUUCUUCAUUGAUUGGAAAUUUUGUGACUUUACAACGAUUCUGUGAAAUUUUUUUGAUCAACUCAAAAGAAUACUGAACAUUGAAUUUAUAAGAUGAUCUUUUACAUAUUUUAUAAAAACUUGAACUCAAAGGUUCUUGUUAUCUAUUUUUAAGCUUAAUUUCAAUGUUGUUCCCUCUGUAUUUUUGUUCGGAUCUUCCAAGUAUUCACUAGAGUACCAAGUUUCAAAAUUCAAAGAUUCUUUUAACAAGUCUAUUUUUAAACAAUUUUAACACUUUUCUUCUAUAGCUUUACUUUUAUACAUCCUCCAAAUAUUCAUUACAGAAAUAUAGAAUUCCAACUGUUUUGUAUCCUUCUUAUUAUUUAUUAGCUUCAUAAGAAGAGAUUUUUGAAAGAAAUCUGACUCGUCUCAGUAUUCCUAGCUCACUCACAAUCAGUCCAGUCUCCCAGUGCUUUCCACGUGCUCUCUUCCAUCGGAGAGGAAAGAAAAAUUAUUUAAUUAUCACAGAGAAAUUCGUGAACAACGAACGAACGAAUGAUUGACGAAAACAUGCCCGAAAGAUGAUGGAAAGGUUUCUACGAUAAUUUUGAACGUUGUAACGGAAUGUAACUUUCAAGGUUGAUCAUUUCAAGGAGAGUGGUCAUUGCUCGCAAUACUUUUGCCUCCAAUACAAGGGACUACUGUGACGACAUAAUUAAUCGACAUGUGUACACGUCGGUGAAGAAAGAGCCUGUGAAUACGCUGUUGCUCGAAUUCUUUGCGAUUCUGUCGAAAACUAGUGGCGAAAAAUUACGUUCCAGGCAUUCCCUCAUAGACUUCAAUCAACUCUACGUUUCGUUAUUUGCUGUACAGUAUUGAACACGGAGGGGUACGAGUAAGAUGAGCUACAAUUAACAAUUAAUAAUUUUCAUGUAAAAAUGUAUGCGCGCUUGGAAGGAUGGAAGAGAGGGAAAGUUUCAAGGCGAAAAGGCGAAUUGUAAUGUAAUUUAGAUUAAUUUACUGUAUUUCUACUUUAUUUUUUUUUUUUUCAAUUAAAUUUGUUACAUCAGAAUCUUUAUUUUUGACGUAAUUUCAAAAGUAGAGAGAUCAGUCUUUCAUUCGAAAUUCAGGCAAUUUUAUUUCUGUGGUUGUAAUUUGACUCUCCGUUCCAUUGCGCAUUCCUCCGUUUCCAUCCCUCGAUCUUAGAAGAUUAUGCUAAUGUAAGACCUUAACGAAUAAACUAUUCUCGCAUCCCAGCGGUUUUUAUAUCAACUCUAAAUGCUAAGUUCAGCGUGAUUUUUCUAUUAAGAAACUAAAGACCAUAGAUGUACAAUUUACAAUUAACGAUCAACAGUGUUCACAAAUCGAACAACUAUCGGUUGAUGGAUAGAAACGCGUAAAUUAGGUAUUAAGAGAAGAAGCUUCCUUCUUCCUUCUGGAAUUUUAUUCUUUUUAUUUUUUAAUUCUACGAACAUUUGGUCGCGACUUUCAUUCCAAUCGAGGAGAUAGUUGAACAAUGGUAGCCUACUAUCUCUCGAUUUACUAUGAUAAGUCCAUGAUAGUUUACGCGUAUCGUCAUUUAAAAGUAUUUGAACGUUCAUUCGCUUACUUCUCGUGGAAUUCGUGCAAUUUAAUUAUAAGAACGAAGUAUAAUAUUGUGUAAGUAUGAUGUAACGUUAUGUAAUAACACGGUAACGUAUUAAGGCAAUAAUGGUGAAAUUAGUUUCUCCGAGAGCGAAAUAUUUGACGACGAGAAUGGGCACUCAUGCGUAGAAUAUUAAAACUUUCGACGAAAUUUUCAAAAUUACAUUUAUUUGCUUUACUUUAACUUUCAAACUUCGAGUUGAUAGAUAAAAGAGAGAUAGAUAUAUAUUUAGGAUAUAAGAAUUAUUUAAAACCAUCAAAUAUAUUAAUUAAUGAAUUUAAUUCUACUAGUAUUGAAAGUAUCGAGCAUUUGGUUUUUCUUUUUUUUAAUUUACUAAAAAA
Molecule: messenger RNA, 4790 nt
Organism: Heterotrigona itama
Lineage: Eukaryota; Metazoa; Arthropoda; Insecta; Hymenoptera; Apidae
Source: the annotation of a GenBank genome assembly